AUGCCGUUGCUUCAGCACGCAGAAAAGACGCACGACUACAUCCUUCAGACGGUAGUUCUCCUCUUUGUCUUCGUGCUGCACAAUACAUGCGCGGUCCAAGCUGCGCGAGACAGGAAGCCGCCAGCAGCGUUUGCGGUCCCGUUGGUCAAGGCGAUGCUCUUCCCUGCGAAUGAUGUCACGACCCAACGGUCUAUUCUUGUCGCCCAGCGCGAAACCAUCCACCAGAUCCGGCUGUUUAUUCUCGGGGCCGAGCGCAGGGGUAGCAAAGUCGAUCCAGCCCAAUCGCCAAUCGGAAUUUGA
This is a messenger RNA of Akanthomyces muscarius, 300 nucleotides long. RefSeq lists its product as uncharacterized. Bases 1 to 300 code for a protein of 99 amino acids. The record is from RefSeq and is a predicted model, not a curated record. The transcript is spliced from 4 exons. Lineage: Eukaryota; Fungi; Ascomycota; Sordariomycetes; Hypocreales; Cordycipitaceae.